AUGCUCACCAACUCAGGCUUCACCCAAUCGAAACUCCAAAUCCAAGUGGGGGACGAACUCGAAGCACCGCCUUGGCAAGAGCUUCCACGUUCAGAUGUGGACGCCUCAUCUAUUGCAAAGGUACGAAGGGCGCGCCUGACUGGUACGUGGUCAUCCACUCCAGCAGCAUACUCGAGGGUUUCGAGCUCGCGAAGCCGUCAGAUGGACUUAUUCCACUGGGGUGUAGAGGCGAAGUUCCGCGAGGGCGGCGGCAGAGGCGGCACCAUGGUCCUGCGUACAUUUAAAAACAAUCAUCUUACCCUCGAUGAGCUGGUCACAAAGCAACAACUCGUCCCGGACGGUGUGUACGUGAAGGUGUUGGCAAGCCUCUAUGAGAACGCGGAAUCUCGGCUUGAGGUUGGCGGUUGA
Molecule: messenger RNA, 408 nt
Organism: Stereum hirsutum FP-91666 SS1
Lineage: Eukaryota; Fungi; Basidiomycota; Agaricomycetes; Russulales; Stereaceae
Exons: 2
Coding region: 1-408 (135 amino acids)
Source: RefSeq, a predicted model, not a curated record